Molecule: messenger RNA, 3353 nt
Organism: Nilaparvata lugens (brown planthopper)
Lineage: Eukaryota; Metazoa; Arthropoda; Insecta; Hemiptera; Delphacidae
Product: probable 4-coumarate--CoA ligase 1
Exons: 9
Coding region: 271-2256 (661 amino acids)
Biological process (GO): fatty-acyl-CoA biosynthetic process; long-chain fatty acid metabolic process
Molecular function (GO): long-chain fatty acid-CoA ligase activity
Source: RefSeq, a predicted model, not a curated record
UUAACCUCACACAUGAUAGAGUUGUCAAAACAGAAUUUAAGCAAGAGAUACAGAGCUGUCUAAAAUGAGAGAGAUGAUCAUCUUGAAAAUAAUUAUACGGACGUAAAGCCAAUAAGCUGCAGUGUUUCACGUACUAUUCCCCGCCACAUUCAGCGUUGAAAAGUUGUUGAACCUGGCUGGCUGGCGGUCGUAUAUUUCUGACUCUAGUCAACGAUUACAUUUGGCGGGCAACGGAAGUGUGAGUGUGAUAAUCGUAAAUUGGAGACAAAAAUGGCAUCGGCCUUAGAAGUGACAUCAACAUUCAAACUGCUACCAAAAACCCGACGCGCGGUGAUCCUCCACAGAGGACUAUUCAACAAAACCAGACUAUUUAGUACUUCUCCUAUAGCAAUUAAUGUGAUUGUUCCAAGAGUGCAAAAUAAUUUGAACAAUGACUCGCGUAGUUUCUCAACAUCAACAAAGUUUGGUGCAAAUCUGUUUUCUUACAAUAAGCACGUGCAGGGAGGAUCGGCUCCUCUUUUUAAGCGGCGAAAUGUAUUCAUGAAUGGAGCCCAGUCAUUGAUCAACGAUCAGCAUCUCAGUGCAACAAAAUCGUAUUCCGGAAGUGCGGCAAAAAUUGUGGAAUCUCCUUUCGGAGAUGUUACCCUUCCUGAACUUACGUUACCUCAGGCCAUUUGGAAGGAUAUGGACGAAUGGAGUGAAAUGCCUGUUAUUACAUGUGGCAGUACAGGGAGAUCCUACAAAUAUUCGGAAGGACGAUUCAUUUCGCACAGCUUCGGCAGUGCGCUGCUCUCGACUUUGAAGCUGAAGAAGGGAGAUGUCGUGGGAUUACUGAUGCCCAAUAUACCCGAAUAUGUAUUCGCAAUUCACGGAGCGCUCGAGGCUGGAUUAGUAGUAACGUUCGUCAAUCCUCUCUACACUGCUGGUGAGGUGAAGAGACAAUUCGAGAAUGCAGGGGUGAAAUGCUGUGUGACGAUUCCGCAGUUGGCAGAGAUCGCGCAGGCGGUGGCACCGGCUCUGCCCAAUUACAAGGGCACGGUGAUCGUCGGCGGCGAGGAGACAGAUGUCUCCCGCAAGAUAUUCGACUUCAAAACCCUCAUUCUCACCCAAAGGGGCGACGUGCCUUUCCCCAAGAUAUCGCCGGAUGAUGUGGCCCUUCUGCCCUACUCCAGUGGCACCACAGGCAUGCCCAAGGGAGUCCAGUUGACACACAGGAAUUGUGUCGUCAAUUUGGAGCAAUGCAAGCACAAGUCGCUCGUCAAUCACGUUCCAACUGCAGGAAAUUACCAGGAGAAAGUGCUGAGUGUUCUGCCGUUUUUCCACAUAUAUGGAUUCAAUGGAAUUCUGAAUAGCGUGAUGAUUUACGGAAUGCACAUGAUAACUCUGCCAAAAUUCACUCCAGAAAUGUAUCUGGAAGCUGUGAUUAAAUAUAGACCGACAGUGCUGUUCGUGGUGCCUUCGCUGCUGAUGUUCCUGGCGUCACACCCAGCCGUCAAGUCGGAGCACCUGUCCAGCAUCAAGGAGGUGACGUGCGGCGCUGCACCCGCCACAAAGGGACUCCUCGACAAGUUCAAGGAGAAAAUCGGCAGAGGAGACACUAUCGACAUUAGACAAGGUUACGGCAUGACUGAGACGGCACCCUGCACCUUGCUGUCGCCGCACAGCAUGCCGGCCGACAAGGUGGGCUCCUGCGGUCAGCUGGUCAAGGGCACAUCGGCGCAAAUCGUCAGCCUCACGUCGGGGGAGAGUCUCGGCCCCAACCAGUCCGGAGAGUUGUGGGUCAAGGGACCACAGAUAAUGAAAGGCUACCUGAAGAAUGAGGAGGCGACAAAAGAGACGAUAACUGAAGACGGCUGGCUGAAAACUGGAGAUGUCGCCUACUACGAUGAAGACGGAUACUUUUUCAUCGUCGACAGGACGAAAGAACUCAUCAAAGUCAAGGGAAAUCAGGUAUCACCAACCGAGCUGGAAAACAUUGUGAUGCAGAUACCUGGAGUGGCCGAUGUAGCCGUCGUGGGAAUUCCUGACAUUCUGUCAGGAGAGCUGCCGCGGGCGUUUGUUGUGCGGAAGGCGGGAGCCAGUUUGAAUGAGAGCGACAUCACCUCCUUCGUCGAGCCCAAGGUGGUCGCCUACAAGAGGUUGACGGGAGGUGUGCGAUUCCUCGAUGUUAUUCCCAGAAAUCCAGCAGGAAAGGUGCUCAGGAACGAGCUCAAAGUGUUCGGUGAAAAAGUGCCAACAGAGGAACACGCUCAAUGAGAAUGUUUUAACGAGAGAUUUGGACAAAAAUAAUAAGUUAUCACUGUGGGCACCUGUACGAAAAAAUCCAGCAAUAUAUCUUCUAUAAACUUAUUUAAAAAGACCAAACUAUUUAAAGGUCACAAUUAUACAUAAAACUCAAUUCAAUGUUCGUUUUGAAAUAGUGUUUUGGAAUUCAAGUUUGUAAGUUAUAUUUUACCAUGAAAGCCAAACAUGAGAUAGGAUAAUAUAACAUUUUCAAGUCAUUGGAGAAGAAGUGAUUAUGAUUGAGAGUAGAUUAAAUUGGUAUAAGCUAUGGUAUGAAUAAGAAGCAAACCUCUGCGUUAAGAUAGCAGGGUCUAUGAUGCAAUAUAUACCGGUAUAAUAUGAAAUUAUUUUGGAUAGCGUAUUUUUAAUAGUGAAAUUUUCUACUUUGGGCAACCUUUUUGUAAAUAGUCGCGUGAAAUAAUUGCUCUUGAUUAAAUUGUAAUCAAUUGAAGAAAUACGAGAGCAGGAAAGGUCAGACAUUUGUGAUGCUUUACUAGAAAUGAAUGAUAAAUUCAUGGAAUAUCGAAUUUAAAAAUAUUUGAAUCGAGAAUGUUGCACAAUGUUUAGGGAAGGUUCACUUUUUGAACUAGAAAGGACAACUUCUGUGUAAUAAUACUUGAAAAAUUAAUAGUUCAUAAGCUUUUCAUUUUUGAGAUGCUUACGCACAUUAGAUCAUUAUAUCAUAUAAUUAUUAUUAUGUCAUUGUUUUAAAAUAAUGUUUGUUAAAAUAACGGAAAAAUCAAAACAAAUAUAGUUUUAAACAUUAGAGUACUUCAAUUUUAAAGAUUAAAUGUACAGAUACAAGUAGCUUUAGACAAUGUAGAUUCACACAGCUUAGAGUUACUAAAUUGAAUGUUCAGUUUUCAAAUUCAGUUUUUGAUCAAGAAUUUAAUGUAGGCACCAUUUUAAUUGAUCAAGCUUACAUUUCUUUCAUUUUACUAAUAUAUGAUUCCUCGAUAUCGUUUUUCCUUAGUUUUAUUGUUAUGAAUGCUAACUCUUAUACAUGUUAUUAUAUUUAGAAAUUAUAUUUAUGUUUGUUAUUGAGAAUAAAAAAUACAGAAGACUGACAA